AUGUCGGAAAAUCUCAUCGAGGACGAGAUGAAGGCAAAUUCAGCAGCGACGAAGAUCCAGGCGGGUUUCCGGGGUUAUCGAGUCCGCAAGCAGCUCAAAGAUACAAAGCCCAUCCGCGAUAUCUCGUCGUCGGAUAUAACGAACGAAUCGAACUGUUUGGUGGGUCAAGAAACCCGGAGAACCUCGCUGGAAGAGAAAUCAGCGACGAAGAUACAGGCCGGAAUCCGCGGCUUUCUUGUUCGCAAAAGACAACAAGUUGCCCAAGCUGCCGCGACCAGGAUCCAAGCUGGUUUCCGAGGCUUCCGGACGAGGAAGGCCCUCAAGCAAAACGGCCAGUGA
Molecule: messenger RNA, 339 nt
Organism: Venturia canescens
Lineage: Eukaryota; Metazoa; Arthropoda; Insecta; Hymenoptera; Ichneumonidae
Product: abnormal spindle-like microcephaly-associated protein homolog
Exons: 1
Coding region: 1-339 (112 amino acids)
Biological process (GO): protein folding
Molecular function (GO): protein binding
Source: RefSeq, a predicted model, not a curated record